Messenger RNA from Pterocles gutturalis (yellow-throated sandgrouse), 1038 nucleotides. RefSeq names its product family with sequence similarity 26, member E (gene CALHM5). Bases 1 to 930 code for a protein of 309 amino acids. The transcript is spliced from 2 exons. The record is from RefSeq and is a predicted model, not a curated record. Gene Ontology annotation, molecular function: monoatomic cation channel activity. NCBI's taxonomy places the organism in Eukaryota, Metazoa, Chordata, Aves, Pterocliformes, Pteroclidae.
AUGGAUGGUUUACAAACAAUCAUGAAAUUCUUCAUGAACCAGAAAACCGCUAUAGGUUACAGUUUUAUGGCGCUGCUGACAAUGGGAGGUGAACGUGUGUUUUCUCUUGUUGCUUUCAGAUGUCCCUGCAGCAAUGAAAACUUCAGGUACGGUUUGGUAUUCCUCUUCUCCCCAGCUUUUGUUUUGCUAGUUAUUGGAUAUUUCUUGAACAGCAAGACCUGGAAACUCUUUACAGGCUGCUGGGUGAAUCCCAGAAAAAUAUUCCCCAGAGGGAAUAUUUGCCAUUUCUUUUACAUCUUUGGACAAAUUACUUUAAACGCUCUGGUGGCCCCAGUGAUGUGGCUUUCUGUGGCUUUGCUUAAUGGGACUUUUUACGAAUGUGCCAUGAGUGGCUUGAAAAAUCCUGCCUACUUACAGGCAGUUUGCCAUAGUAAAUCUGCAAAGUGCUUUGAAGAGCUACACAAGGUAGCCUGUGACAAAAGCUCCAUGCCCCUUUCAGAGAGUGAUGAACUGAAACGAACUCUUCAAGCACAGUCCCAGAUUUUAGGCUGGUGUGUGAUAGUGACCACAGCUCUUUUCUCCCUACUAACCACUUGCUGUGCCAGCUGCCAGUCCAAAGUCAGCCACCUCCAGCUGAUGUUCUGGAGGGUGUACACGGAGAAGGAGAAGGAGCAACUGGAGCAGAUUUUCCAGCUGUAUGCCACAAAGCUGAGCGAGCGAAACCUGAAGUGCUUCUUUGAGAACAAGGAACCAGAAGCAAUUCCCCUACCAGCUUUUCAGGCAUGGGAAGAUGCUUCCCAGCUCUACUCUUUCAGCAGCAGCAAACAGCAUUAUAGCACAAUUCACAGGCUAGUUGAAGAAGGCCAGAAAGGAAACAAUGAGGAAAGAGAGACAAUGCUGGACUUUGUAGACAGAAGUGAAAUACCAUAGAUCAAAUAUACUUUCAGCUUUUUUAUAUCUUGGUAAUACAGCAUACUUCUAGCUGGUUUCAUCUCUAUAUUUUUUUCAUAAUGGACUCUUUCUUUUGCAUCACAUUCC